UUUUAAAGCGAAUUUUAGUUACUUACUUUAGUCUGUGGUUGACAGUCGCUUUUAAAUUUUUAUAAAUUACAACUAGUGAGACACAAGCCGCUUUAGAAAACGCAAAGCAGAUGUUGGAAUGCAGCUAAAAGUACAAAUUUCCAACUAUACGCUUUCUUUUCAAAUGUACCGAGCGGCUUGCAUUUGAAAAACAAAGAAGAAAAUUCUGCAAAAUGUUGACUAUGGAGCCCUCUAAAGGUGUGGUUUUAAACACAAUGAAGGCGCAAAGCGACAAAGGCAAUCUAAUGAGAUGGCGCAAAAAGUUAUUUCGUAUUAUCGAAAAUAUUACUGUUGAACCUAUAGUCGGCGCAUAUAUAAUGCCGAGUGUUUUAUCAAAUUUGGCUACGCAAAAUUUAAAUUUGGAAAAGGCCUGUCGGGUCAAUAUGAACUACGACGAAGAGAUCUGUGAUGCUUUAACAAGACGGGAGACAGCAAAUUAUACUCUUGAGGAGGAGACUAUACAAAAAAUGGUUGCCCAUAUGGUGGCUUGGAAAACUGUGAUUCAAUCUGUAUUUCCCUGUUUACUAAUAUUGUUCUGGGGUUCGUGGAGUGAUCGACAUCAUCGGCGAAAACCUUGCAUACUUAUACCCAUCGUGGGAGAAUUUUUGGCAACAGUGGGCCUUAUGUUGUGCGUAUUCUUUGAAAAUACGCCAAUGGAAGCUGCCGGUCUUUCGGAAGCCAUUUUUCCAGCUCUUACCGGUGGUUGGUUCGUUAUGUUAAUGGGGGUCUUUAGCUACAUAGCUGAUAUAACUACCGAAGAGGAGCGGACUUUACGCAUUGGCAUAUUAAAUGUUUGCUUCUCCGUGGGCGUACCCAUAGGUACAGCGUUAAGUGGCGUUUUGCUAAAAAAAAUUGGCUUUUACGGCGUAUUUAGCAUAUCAGCCACUUUAUAUAUGAUAUCUCUACUUUACGGCUUCCUAAUUUUGCCUGAGCCUCGAGCUAAUUGUAAAUCAUCAGCUGAAAAAGAGAAAAAGAAAAACUUAUUAGCCGACUUCUUUGAUAAAAAUCAUGUUUUGGAAACUUUCCAGGUAGCUUUUAAAAAAGGUGCCAACAAAAGACGCAAACGUGUUAUAUUACUAAUGGUUGUAGUUAUGGUGGUUAUUGGACCCAUUUAUGGUGAAAUGAAUGUCAUGUAUUUAUUUACGCGUUACCGUUUCAACUGGAGUGAGGUUGAGUAUAGCAUAUUUAAUACAUUUGCUGUGGUUACGAGCCUUAUAGGUGUUUUAUUCUGUGUCGGUAUUCUGUCUCAUAAGUUAAAAUUGGAUGACGCUCUUGUAGGCGUUAUAUCAAGUACAUCAAAGAUUCUGUCCGGUUUCGUUUAUGCAUUUGCAACGGUGUCUUGGCAUAUGUAUGUUGGUGCUGUUGUCGAAAUAUUUAAUGGUACUUCCUUUAUAGCUAUGAGAUCAAUGGCCACCAAACUGGUGUCCAAAGAUGAAUUAGGCAAAGUGAAUUCUUUAUUUGGUGUCGCCGAAGCUUUAAUGCCCGUCGUAUAUGCUCCGAUGUAUAGCACUUUAUACGCGAUUACUCUUAAAGUAUUUCCGGGAGCAUUUUUUGUAUUGGGUGGUGCUAUCACCAUUUUGGCUGUAAUAAUAUUCCUGUGGAUGUAUAAUUUCCAACGUCAACAACUGCGCCAACUGCGUUCAGAUAGUAUCGAGCAAACUGAUAAAACUCUCUCUGCGAUUAACGGAAAUUCAAAUGAAAACAAUAACACAAUUGAAGUGAUUGCAUUUGUUAGCGAAGUAAAGGGAGGCUUAAAUGGAGCCGUUCAUAGCGUUUUUCAGGAUGGUCUUGAACGUGGUCUUGUAAAUAAAACUUUUGAACCGGAUAUUAUGAAUUCAAAUAAAAUUGAGCAUAAUACGUAUUUAUAACAUGUAUGUGACGAACAUGUACAUAUCUGUAUGUAUUCAGGUUUUUCACAAUAAAAGUGAGAGCAGUAGAUGGCAUUUUAAGUUUCUUCUUUAAUAUUUUCGAUUAAUGAACACGAU
Messenger RNA from Glossina fuscipes, 2024 nucleotides. Its product is annotated as tetracycline resistance protein, class A. Gene Ontology annotation, biological process: transmembrane transport. The coding region runs from base 213 to 1907 and encodes 564 amino acids. Lineage: Eukaryota; Metazoa; Arthropoda; Insecta; Diptera; Glossinidae. Gene Ontology annotation, cellular component: membrane. Gene Ontology annotation, molecular function: transmembrane transporter activity. The record is from RefSeq and is a predicted model, not a curated record. The transcript has 7 exons.